AUGGCGAAUCGAAAAAAAGCAAGAAAAGCAGCUAAAAAAAUAAAAGAAAGACCUGAAGCUUCCAAAAAUUUAUCAGGCAAUAAAAAAAAGACUCCAUCGGCUGCUCCGAUUAAAUUGGUAUUAAAAGUUGGAAGCGAUACCGUCAUUAAGAGCAAAAAACGUGAUUCGAAGAAGACAGUAAAUCAAGCUAGUGGAAAGGCUAGUCAUAAAACCAAGGAAAGUAAAACGGAACUCUCCAUUUCUUCUAAGACGCGUAGUACCGCCCGUGAAAAGAGCACCUCGAGUAUUAAGAGCAAUAGUGGAAGUAGAAAACGUAAACUUGCUGCUCGUAAAUCGGACAUUGAAUCGACAUCGUCAGGCGAUGAUGAGCAGGAAUUGCUAGACAAACCCAAGACUAAAAAGAUAAAGUUAAAACUAGAUAAAUUAGCAGUGAAAUCCUCAAGUAAAUCUCGAAAGGAAGUCACUUCAUUUACCAAGGAUGUAGAUGAAACACCUAUAAAAACCAAAGUCAGUAAAUUAAUUUUCAAGCCGAUGCCUGAGAGCAGCCAGAAAUCGAAAAAAUCAAUUUCUCCCGUUCGAGAGAAACCAAUAAAUAUUAUAGAUGAACCAAGUUUAUCACCAGAGGAUAUCGAAGGUUCUAAUAAGCGGAUCUUACGUUUAUCAUUACUGAAUCUUGUUCGAACCCUUCAAAGAAAAGAUGUUGAUUCAAUAUUCGCUGAACCUGUUACUGAUGAUGUUGCUCCUGGGUAUUCAAAAAUUAUUUCCAAUCCUAUGGAUUUGAGUACCAUUAAGAAAAAAGUCAAUCGCUAUGAUGCGUUAGACGAAUUUCAGAGCGAUUUUGAAUUAAUGUGUAAUAACGCAAUGACAUACAACGAUUCCAGUACGAUUUUUUACAAGUGUGCCAAAAAAAUGAGGGAUGAUGGAUUAAUUUUGAUAAGCAAGAAAACUUUUUUGAAGUUAAAAUUAUCUCAUCGCUAUAAGGAACACGAAAAACUAUUGGAGAAAUAUAACGAAAUGAAACCUGAAAAAAUUCAAGACAAUGACAUUAGUAGUAGAAGUCGAAGGAGUACUGAUAGUUCUCUAAGGAUAUCUCAUAAAAGAAAUAGUUUAAAUACAAGUAAUAGUAUGAAGACAAAAUCGGAUCUAGUAAUAUCUGAUAGUUUAACGAGUAAUGAUAAAGGUCGACCCGAAAAUACUUCAAAAAAGCAACAUCUAUCUUAUGAUAAGAAACGCCAAGGAACGAGAAAUGAAAGACGAGGUGUAAGUGAACAGACAUCGAUUGAUGUAGAUGUUGUCAAUAUUGGAGAAGAUGUGACGAAAAGCACAAGGAACAGAAAAAAAAAAGAUUUUCAAGAUCAUCAGUUUACAGCAGCAAAGCGCCAAUUAACAACAUCAGUGCAAGCAGCAGCUAAGGAAGCAGCUAACAAUAUAGCUAAGCAAUCAAUAAAAACGAACUAUGGGCACUUUAAACGAAAACGAGAUGGAACAACUGUAUUAUCUGUAGUCAACCCUAGUAACGCAGAUGAUGAAUACGAAAUUAUUGCCGAUAAAAAGGUUAAUCUGGAGUCAUUGAAAGGCCCUAUAGUUUCUACCAGUAAUCAAUCCCUGAAUGAUCUUAAAAGCAUGCAAGUAAAACAAAUUAAGCCUGUUGAGUACCUACGUUAUGGAAACUUUUCAUCAUUUGCUCCAAUUUAUGACACAACGGCUUCAAAUUUAUCCAAAGAUGACUCGGACUUGAUUCUGUCUGCGUACGGAAAUAGUACCGCCUUAAAUUAUAGUAGAAGUUUGCAGCGAUUUGUAAGGAAUUGUUCAUCAUAUAUGACGGACUUUGUUGAUGAUAUCCUCAAUAGUAUGACUGAUGGCGAGCAUAAUAAAGUGAUAAAGCGCUUUAAACUGAAGGAAAAUGAAACAUUUAGUGCUUCAAAAUCCUCAUCUGGUCUUAAAUCCGAAAAUAUUAAGGAGAGAGAUGAUAAAAUGGAUGACAAGUCCAAAAUUGAAGGCGGAACUAGAGAAGGAGGAGUUGAUAACGAAUCCAAAAUUGUUGAAGAGCAUGGUAAUACUGAUAAUAAGGCUAAUAUGGCUGAAAAGGUAGAUCGCACUACAGAUGAUAAUAAAAUGAACGAAAAAUCCGAUACAUCAGUUAAGAAUGCUGAUAGUUCCUUAACUGAUGCUGAUAACGCGAAUACUAAUGUCGAUAAUAAGACUGAAUAUGGAACUGAGAACAGAACAAAUGACAUGAGUGAUUAUAAAACUGAUAACGAAUUAGCACCUAUACUAUCCUUGGGUAAAGAUGGUAUUGACAUCUCAUUUUUAACAAAUCAACUCGGAGAGAAGGAUAGUGUCGAAGCGGUUGAUAACAGUUACUCCAUCUCUGUGAAAGAAAGACUCGAUGAAAAUACUCGUCUUUUGGGAGAAUUGAAAGAGAUACAAACGGAAAGACUUACCAAACCGCAUGCUGUAGGAUUAACUGGAGGUAAAACUGUAUUGGUAAAAAUUGAAGAUAUGAGUGACAAGGAGAAAGCAGUAGCUAACAAGUUAGCUGAUAAUCUUACCCAACUUAGUGGCUUAGUUCAACCUGGCAAUUUAAUUUCAGUGGAAUCCUUACGAAGUGCCAUGGGAAUUGAGAUAUCAGAAGAGCUAUGA
Molecule: messenger RNA, 2643 nt
Organism: Trichoplax adhaerens
Lineage: Eukaryota; Metazoa; Placozoa; Uniplacotomia; Trichoplacea; Trichoplacidae
Exons: 19
Coding region: 1-2643 (880 amino acids)
Biological process (GO): regulation of transcription by RNA polymerase II
Cellular component (GO): nucleus
Source: RefSeq, a predicted model, not a curated record